CUGUUGGCAAGUUACCCAGUCCGCAAAACACACCGAGCUGCAGACACGAGCCGAACCCAACCGAAACACGCCUAGGGACAGACUUAUACAGUCACGAGGAUGUGGGUCGAAACGCGUCGCGUAGACAGAGGAUGAAGAAGAUGGAGGAAGAGGAAGGACGAGGAUGCGAAGGACGGGAGCGCGCAGAGGAGGACGCUGGGUUCGGACAGAUUCUCCAUUUCUGAGCUGAGAUCACGAGCAGCACCGAGAGUUUAACGGAGCGCUAUUCUGAGGAGGUGGGCCAAGUCCCAAGAGAGGGAGAGGAGGGGGGAGAACGGAGGGGGGGAAGGCCAGCUGGUGGGAUGCUGCUGGUCCUGAUGCGAGGCGACAUCGGAGCGGAUCAGAGGACUCUGACACAUCCUCUGAAGCGCUGCAGCUCUGUGGUGUAUAGAGCAGUUCGAGUUGGCUUCCUGCCUGUUGAGAUGCAGCAAUAGGAACCACAGCGAAAGGGGGGUUCAUGCUGAUGAAAUUGAUCUGCUCAGUGAGCUCCAACCAGAGCCAUGGGGAGUACCCAGACUGUCACAGCGAGAGGGAGUCAGGAGGGGAGGCAUCUCUCCUCGUGUCUCCGCUGGUGGUGGCUGGGAUUGUUAUAGGCCUUGUCCUCUUCCUCUCCUGCAUAACCAUCAUCAUCGGAAGUCUACGCAAAGACAGUCGAUUCCGAAACCCACACCUUCGAGCUAGCUAUGGACCAGAUGGUUUUUCCUUUGGUGGUUCAGCAGGGGAACUGAGGUCUAGCUGCCUAGAAGACUUUCCUCCUGCUCUGGACUUUGACUUGCUAAGAGAGAAUCUGUCGCAUGUCAACAACCUGUACCCUGACUCACCGCCACGCUACGAUGAGUGCGUUGGUCCAGGUUCCUCUCAGCUUCAGAUACCAACAGAAGACCCACCUCCUUACUCUCUGCUGGACCCCUGUCAGCGCAGGGUGGAGUCACAGGAGCAGCCCAUCCUCACCAGCCCAAGCGCUUCUCCGAACUGUGGCGAGAGCUCAGCCAGCGCAGCCUGGUUCUCCCCCUCGCAUUACCCCCUGGGACUGCCGGGACAGGAGCAUCAACACAUCACAUCCAUCUCCUUCCCAAUGGAGGCAGCGCCCCCUUAUGACUCAGUGGUGGCGGAACAGGGACAACAGCUCCCUCUCAUGCCAUGUGAUCUUUAUAAACACCAAUCAGAGAGUCGAGAAGAGGGGAACUCCCAGCAGCUCUCCACAGGUCACAUCUCGUAGGAUUGUGUUUUCAUCACCUCCCUGCUGUCCCCAGAUGAAUUAAACAAACACUGGGGGAGAAAUUUCUGUUAGUAGCAGAUGUGGCACCAAGCUGAGGACAUUAAAACAGAUUCACAACUUCCGCACAGUUGUGAACACUGCUAAUAGGGUUAAUACUGCAAAGCAUUUAGGCUGGAAAUGACAGUUUCUCAUGAAGACUCCCAUGGAAAAAAGACUCUGAAAUCACCCGGUUCCGUUUUCAGCGUGUUUUCAUUGUUAUUGUUGCUUAAAUUAGGAUGGAUUUAAGAGUUGUGCUUCACAUGCAGACAUUAGUGGGUCAAAAAGUGAACAAAACUAGAGUAGACAACAUCAAUGUAAUAUUUUAUUGUAUAGUUUGGACUUUUCACACCAACACUGGAUGGGUAUUUUUCAAGUCAGAGUAAAUCCUGCAAUUGUCCUAUUGUCCUAUAUGAUAUAUGACUGGCUUUUAAGGUGAAACAUAAAUUAUUAUGUAUUUGAAUAAACUGUCCAUGAUUGAUGCUCGGUGAUCUGUGAACAAAACACUAACUGAAAGGUUACUAAUACAAUUUAGGAAACUUGUCUACUAUAGUUACAGAAUGUGUGCUUAGUCCAAAUUCAAGAGCUUCAGUGUCAUUAGAUUGUACUUUAAACUCUUCUUAAGCCAUUGUAAUUGAGUCUUAGAGAAGAAUCCUCCAAAACUAAAUGUCUUUUUGCUAAAAUUUCCUCAAUUAUUUAACCAGCUUUUUCCUCACAAGCCAAAGACGAGGUAAACGGAACUUAUAUCAUAUAUUCAAUGGAAAGUCACUUUAGAAACUGAUUUUUGAAGCUUCUAAAUGUUGUUUUAUUUACCUUACUCUGACUUUAAAGUCAUCAUGGCACCGUUGAAGGCAGAUAAACCCUACCUGGUCCUCAAGAUCUACCACAGUGCUUUUUUCAGCUAGCCCCACUCUAUUUGCUGGGUCCCUGGAUCAAGUCUGUUUGUUCAUUCAGAACCUGGAGUCACUUGAUUGCCUGAUGAAGCCCAGCCAGCAUCUUGGAUUGUUUAAAUGUGGGCCUCACUAAUGGACCAAAUGGGUUUGUCCAUGGGUUCCUUGGUGGCCCCACCUGUGACUGGCUAAAUAGCUCCUCCCCCACCAAUAACCACCAUAAAGACAAUGAUAGUAGAGCUAAGUUAGCUGGCAGGACCAGGCCUGGAAAGCCUUCAUGUACAGUGAUGGUCACAUCAGUAGUGUCUAGUGUUAUGGUAUCCUUAAACAUAUGAGAAAAGCCCUCAGAUUAGAAGAAACUAAAGUGACCACUGUGGGUAUAUCCUUAGUUGGUUCAUAGAUUUCAGGUUCUUCCAGAAUCUGAAAAUUGCAAUACAACUGUCUCAAAAGAUCAGUUUUGCACAUGAAGAGAGAAGAAGAGCUUCCUAUUUUCCACAUUUCUGCAGAAAGCAGAAAUUCAGUGAAAGGAAGUGCUGAUAGAGUUCUUUGAGGUUCUCCGGUGCGCACUAAUGCAUUCUAGCAUACUGUCCCGUUUGUCCAUGUUUGGUAGAGAGUGAAAGGUCCAGUGUUUCUUCAUUUUUCAUGGGAUGCUAAAAUGCAGGACUCCUUCAAACUCUUCAUUGGGCCCACUCCCAGCAGCGCAUUAGCGCGUCAAACCCGCUGAUAAAUGUUUCACCAAGUUCACUAAGUGUUAACCAGCCAUUUUUUAGGCCUGCUAAAACUCAGCCUGUGAUGUUGAGUUGCACAUCACAGCUCAGCUCAACCAUUAAAGUACAGUAGAAAUUUUCAGUUACUGGUAGUUGUUUCUUGCUGGCAGGAAACCCCAGAUAAGCAUUCGGAAUUUGCAUUUUAUUUAUGUACCGGGUGUGGAAUAACCUAAUAGGAGCUGGUUAAAAUAUUUUCUGUACAUUUUUGCUCUCCAUUAAACAGACAUGCUCAUUUUA
Messenger RNA from Oryzias latipes (Japanese medaka), 3188 nucleotides. It is a transcript of the gene bean1, whose product is annotated as brain expressed, associated with NEDD4, 1. NCBI's taxonomy places the organism in Eukaryota, Metazoa, Chordata, Actinopteri, Beloniformes, Adrianichthyidae. The record is from RefSeq and is a predicted model, not a curated record.